Molecule: messenger RNA, 3293 nt
Organism: Mesitornis unicolor (brown roatelo)
Lineage: Eukaryota; Metazoa; Chordata; Aves; Mesitornithiformes; Mesitornithidae
Gene: CIT
Product: citron rho-interacting serine/threonine kinase
Exons: 24
Biological process (GO): peptidyl-threonine phosphorylation; actomyosin structure organization
Cellular component (GO): cytoskeleton; cytoplasm
Molecular function (GO): protein serine/threonine kinase activity
Source: RefSeq, a predicted model, not a curated record
GUGAUUACGGAUUUGGAGGAGCAGCUGAACCAGCUCAGUGAAGACAACGCAGAACUGAACAACCAGAAUUUCUUCCUGUCCAAACAACUUGAUGAGGCCACUGGGGCCAGUGAUGAGGUUGUCCAGCUGCGAAGUGAAGUUGACCAUCUCCGUCGGGAGAUCACCGAGAGAGAAAUGCAGCUUACCAGUCAGAAACAAACUAUGGAGGCCUUGAAGACAACAUGUACAAUGCUGGAAGAGCAAGUAAUGGACUUGGAGGCCCUGAAUGAUGAACUCCUGGAGAAAGAGCGUCAGUGGGAAGCAUGGAGAAACGUUCUAGGGGAUGAGAAGUCCCAGUUUGAAUGUCGAGUUAGGGAGUUGCAGAGGAUGCUGGAUACUGAGAAGCAGAGCAGAGUGAGAGCAGAUCAGCGUAUUACUGAAUCUCGCCAGGUGGUAGAACUGGCUGUCAAAGAACACAAGGCAGAGAUUCUAGCCCUCCAGCAAGCACUAAAGGAACAAAAACUCAAAGCUGAGAGCCUUUCUGAUAAGCUCAAUGACCUGGAGAAGAAGCAUGCUAUGUUGGAAAUGAAUGCACGCAGCUUGCAACAGAAGCUUGAGACAGAAAGGGAGCUCAAGCAGAGGCUUCUGGAGGAGCAGGCAAAGCUGCAGCAGCAAAUGGAUCUGCAAAAGAAUCACAUCUUCCGCCUAACUCAAGGUCUGCAAGAGGCUCUAGAUCGAGCAGAUCUUCUGAAGACUGAAAGAAGUGACCUGGAAUAUCAGCUGGAAAACAUUCAGGUUCUCUAUUCCCAUGAAAAAGUGAAAAUGGAGGGCACUAUUUCUCAGCAAACCAAACUCAUCGAUUUCCUGCAGGCGAAGAUGGACCAACCAGCGAAAAAGAAAAAGGGCCUGUUUAGUCGGCGGAAAGAGGACCCUUCUUUACCCACACAGGUUCCCCUGCAAUACAAUGAGCUGAAAGUGGCACUGGAGAAGGAGAAGGCUCGUUCUGCUGAGCUGGAGGAGGCUCUACAGAAAACACGCAUUGAACUCAGAUCUGCUCGUGAAGAAGCUGCUCAUCGGAAAAUAUCAGACCACCCUCAUCCAUCCACUCCAGCCACAGCCAGGCAGCAGAUCAUCAUGUCUGCCAUAGUCCGCUCACCGGAGCAUCAGCCCACUCCGAUCAGUUUGCUAGCCCCGCCCUCCAGUCGCAGGAAGGAAUCCUCCACGCCAGAGGAGUACAGCCGACGCCUGAAAGAGCGAAUGCAUCAUAAUAUUCCACAUCGUUUUAACGUGGGGCUAAAUAUGAGAGCAACAAAAUGUGCGGUGUGUCUUGAUACUGUGCACUUUGGACGGCAAGCAUCUAAAUGUCUUGAAUGCCAGGUGAUGUGUCACCCAAAAUGCUCAACUUGCUUGCCAGCUACUUGUGGACUGCCAGCAGAAUAUGCCACGCACUUCUCUGAAGCAUUCUGCCGGGAUAAAAUGAAUUCUCCUGGUCUGCAGCUGAAGGAGCCAAGCAGCAGUCUACGUCUUGAGGGAUGGAUGAAAGUGCCAAGGAAUAAUAAACGCGGGCAACAGGGCUGGGACAGGAAGUAUAUUGUCCUGGAGGGAACGAAAGUGCUCAUUUAUGAUGCAGAAGCGAGAGAAGCUGGACAGAGGCCCCUGGAGGAAUUUGAGCUCUGCCUUCCUGAUGGCGAUGUAACUGUUCAUGGAGCUGUAGGAGCCUCUGAACUUACCAAUACAGCAAAGACAGAUGUGCCAUAUAUCCUAAAAUUGGAGUCUCAUCCACACACCACUUGCUGGCCUGGUAGAACACUCUACCUGUUAGCACCCAGCUUCCCUGACAAACAGCGCUGGGUCACAGCACUGGAAUCAGUAGUGGCAGGUGGGAGAGUUUCCAGAGAAAAAGCUGAGGCUGAUGCUAAAUUGCUGGGAAACUCUCUGCUGAAGCUGGAGGGUGAAGACCGUUUGGAUAUAAAUUGCACAAUGCCCUUCAGUGACCAGGUGGUACUGGUGGGUGCAGAAGAAGGUCUCUAUGCUCUGAAUGUACUGAAGAAUUCCUUAACGCACAUCCCAGGAAUGGGUGCUGUCUUCCAAAUUCACCUCAUCAAGGAUCUGGAGAAGCUACUCAUGAUAGCAGGAGAAGAAAGGGCUCUGUGUCUUGUUGAUGUAAAGAAAGUGAAGCAAUCUCUAGCCCAGUCUCACCUCCCAGCCCAGCCCGACGUCUCACCAAAUGUCUUUGAGGCUGUCAAAGGAUGUCACCUUUUUGCUGCUGGCAAGGUUGAGAAUGGUCUUUGUAUCUGUGCAGCCAUGCCCAAUAAAGUGGUGGUUCUGCGAUACAAUGAGAGCUUGAGCAAGUUCUGUAUCAGAAAGGAGAUCGAAACCUCUGAGCCUUGCAGCUGCAUCCAUUUGACCUCUUACAGCAUCAUCAUUGGAACCAACAAGUUCUAUGAAAUUGAGAUGAAGCAGUAUACGCUGGAGGAGUUUCUGGAUAAAAAUGACCACACUUUGGCCUCUGCUGUGUUUGCUGCUUCCACCAACAGUUUUCCAGUCAGCAUCAUCCAAGUGAACCCAACGGGGCAGAGGGAGGAGUAUCUGCUGUGUUUCCAUGAGUUUGGUGUCUUUGUGGAUUCCUAUGGAAGACGCAGUAGGACAGAUGACCUGAAAUGGAAUCGCUUGCCCUUGGCUUUUGCCUACAGGGAGCCCUAUCUGUUUGUGACCCAUUUCAAUUCCCUUGAAGUCAUUGAGAUUCAGGCACGAGCUUCUCUGGGAACUCCUGCACGAGCCCACUUGGAGAUACCAAACCCACGGUAUCUAGGGCCUGCAAUUUCAUCGGGCGCUAUCUACUUGGCCUCCUCCUACCAGGACAAAUUAAGGGUGAUUUGCUGUAAGGGGAAUCUAGUGAAGGAGACCAACAAUGAGCAGCACCACAGAGGAUCUUCUGCUACACGCAGCAGCCCUAACAAGAGAGGUCCGCCCACAUACAACGAGCACAUAACCAAGCGGGUAGCAUCAAGCCCAGGACCACCGGAAGGUCCAAGCCACCCUCGAGAACCAAGCACACCACAUCGGUACCGCGAGGGAAGGACGGAGCUGCGGAGGGACAAGUCACCUGGGCGACCACUGGAGAGGGAGAAAUCUCCAGGCCGGCUUCUGAGCACCCGCAGAGAAAGGUCCCCUGGCAGACUGUUCGACGAGAGCAGCCGAGGCCGAAUGCCUGUGAGUGGUGCCAGAACUCCUCUUGCUCAAGUCAAUAAGGUCUGGGACCAGUCUUCAGUGUAAGUCUCAGCUAGACAAAGUUACUCAUCUUGACCUGCAGG